CUCGAAAUCAUUUGAAAUCUUUGCAAGCCAAAAUUUUCUCUUGCUGGGAAAAAAAAGAGUGGAAUAACUUGCAGUGAUCAGUCCUGCAGCACCAGAACUGGUCCUGUGAAGGAAAAGGCAUCUGGAGACCCAGAAGAGUCCUUGGAGCCAUUUGGAGUUGCUCUGCAGGAGAGAGAAAGGAUGGAGACACAACCUUUGGGAAAGGAGGGAGCCGGGAAAGGCCCUUCAGCUGCUCAGCCUGGGAAGCUCUGGACAAGGACUGGGCAGAAGAUCCUGGAGGAGGAAACCAUCCUCCCUUCAGAAGUUCAGCCCUGGAAGUUCAUCCAAUAUCGGGAGGCUGAGGGUCCCCGAAGAUUUUGCAGCCACCUCCGUGACUUUUGCAGGCGAUGGCUGAGAUCAGAAAAGUAUAGCAAAGAGCAGAUGCUGGACCUGGUGGUUCUGGAGCAGUUCCUGGCUCUUCUGCCCCCAGAGAUGGAGAGCUGGGUGCGGGAGUAUGGAGCAGAGACCACCUCCCAGGCGGUGGCCCUGGUGGAAGGCUUCCUCUUGAGCCAGGCUGACAAGCAAAAGGAGCAGGUGGAGUUGCAGUGCUGCAGUGUGGAGAUCAGAGAUCCUGAGGGAAAGAAGAACCCAUCAAAUCCACCUCAGGAGCUAUUUUUCAGGAGGAUCCCUUCGGAAAAUCAAAGUCAGAACACCUCAGGAGAGAAACAAAGAAUGAAGUUUUCUGGUUUUUAUGACGGAGAUCAAACAGUGGUUGAACCUUCAAAUCAAGAGAGUCUUGUGUCCUUCGAGGAGGUGGCUGUGUAUUUCUCUGAGGAGGAAUGGUCUCAGCUGGAUCCUGACCAGAAAGCGCUGCAUUCGGAAGUCAUGCUUGAAAACCAUCGGAACGUGGUCUCUCUGGGUAAUAAUGGGCAGGAGAAGCAAGACUCCCAUGAACUGCUCCAAGUGAUCAACGCUAAAGAUGGAAGGGAGAAAUUUGGGAUUCGAAUGGAAUUUGAAAGGCAUGAGAAAAAACCAUCAAAGAAUUCGAAUCAGGAAAGCUCAUCUUCCACUGAUGUUCUGAUGCAAGACUUUCUUGCCCAACAAGAAAAAAUAAGGGAAAAAUAUACUGGAAAAAGUGUGAAGCUAAUCAAAGCUAAAUUAAAUUUAAAUGAAAACUAUUUAACCCAAAACAACGGGGAAGAUGCUAUAAAAAGACACAAUGGACAAAAUUACAAUGGAACAUUUGUUCUUUCUCUUGAAAAUAACUUCCUUACAUCUCGAAAAGUGAUCCAUACAGGGGAGAAGCCAUUUAAAUGCAUAGAAUGUGGAAAUACCUUCACUCGAAGAGAUAAUCUUAUUUCCCAUAAGAGGAUCCACACGGGGGAGAAGCCAUUUAAAUGCACGCAGUGUGGGAAAACCUUUAUGUAUGGCAGUCGACUUAGUGUCCACAAUAAGAUCCACACAGGAGAGAAACCAUAUAAAUGCACGGUGUGUGGGAAAACCUUUACUUAUAGGAGUGGACUCAUUAACCACAAAAAGAUCCACACAGGAGAAAAGACAUAUAGAUGCAUGGAGUGUGGGAAAACUUUUACUCAAAGCAGUGGACUCAUUAACCACAAAAAGAUCCACACGGGAGAGAAGCCGUAUAAAUGCAUGGAGUGUGGAAAGACGUUUACUCAAAGAGGUCAUCUUAUUUCCCAUAAGACGAUCCACACAGAGGAGAAGCCGUAUAAAUGCACACAGUGUGGGAAAACCUUUACUCGGAGCAGUGGACUUACUAUGCACAAAAAGAUCCACACAGGGGAGAAGCCAUAUAAAUGCAUGGAGUGUGGAAAGACCUUUGCUCAAAGAGGUAACCUUAUUUCCCAUAAGAUGCUCCACACAGGCGAGAAGCCGUAUAAAUGCAUGGAGUGUGGAAAGACUUUUGCUUGGAGCUAUGCUCUUACUUCCCAUAAGAAAAUCCACACGGGAGAAGCCGUAUAAAUGCAUAGAAUGUGGAAAGAGUUUUGCUCAGAAUGUAUCUCUUAUGUCAGCAUCUAUGAUGCUUGCUUCCUAUCGGCUGCCAUAGUAACGGAGGUGGAGGGGGAAGGUUGACAUUUGGGUGGGGGAUGUGAGCUGGAGAGAGAUUGUCCUAUGUGAAGAAAUAGGGAGGACUGCUGCUAUGUUCUACUGCACAGCUGUAUGGACUUGUUUUGUUGUUGUUAGUUGCGAAGUCGUGUCCGACCCAUCGCGACCCCAUGGACAACAUUCCUCCAGGCCUUCCUGUCCUCUACCAUCCUCUGGAGUCCUUUCAAGCUCAUGCCUACUGCUUCAGUGACUCCAUCCAGCCACCUCGUUCUCUGUCGUCCCUUUCUUCUUUUGCCCUCAAUCUUUCCCAGCAUUAGGCUCUUCUCCAGUGAGUCCUUCUUUCUCAUUAGGUGGCCAAAAUAUUUCAGUUUCAUCUUCAGGAUCUGGCCUUCUUAAGAGCAGUCAGGGUUGAUCUCCUCUAGAACUGACUUGUUUGUUCGCUUUGCAGUCCAAGGGACUCGCAGGAGACUUCUCCAGCACCAGAGUUCAAAGGCCUCAAUUCUUUGGCGCUCAGCCUUUCUUAUGGUCCAACCUUCACAGCCAUACAUUGCAACUGGGAAAACCAUAGCUUUGACUAUACGCACUUUUGUUGGCAGGGUGAUGUCUCUGCUUUUUAGUACACUGUCUAGAUUUCCCAUAGCUUUCCUCCCCAGGAGCAAGCGUCUUUUAAUUUCUUGGCUGCAGUCCCCAUCUGUGGUGAUCUUGGAGCCCAGGAAAAUAAAAUCCGUCACUACCUCCAUUUCUUCACCAUCUAUCUGCCAGGAAUUGAAAGGGACGGAUGCCAUGAUUUUAGUUUUCUUAAUGUUAAUGGACUUGUUUAGGCCCAGUCAAGGUCAACCGUCCCGGAAUACCAGAUGGACAAAAACACCUGAAGAUGUUGCCCACAUGACACCAAUUGGGAUGGGAAUUGGACAUUAACCUUGGGUCUUUGGGGGAGGAAUUUGGGGAUACUUUCAGUAUGUGGCUUUCGCGCCUUUUGCUUCAGAUCGUGCUUUUCCUUCAUUGCUAUCAGUUCAAAUUCAGUAAAAGUAUCUUUCUCUAUAAACAUGGGAGUUGGGGUUUUCCUUCCUUGAGUUUUGAACGGAGGCACGCCUGACAUCUUGCUUCUCAUAAAUGGACCCGUGGUCGUGAGAAACUAUAUAGCAAUAGUGAAGGGUUUAUGAAGGAUUAACAUUUUGUUGUUCAUCAUGUAUACUACAUUUUGGAAUGUGGGUAGCGCUCUUAUCUUGGAUGGCAAACCUCAGUUAAGCAGCGUUCCCAGCAUAUACAAGAAUACAGGAUGAAACAAAGUUGUAACCCUGAAACAUUGUUGCAUUUGCUUUCUAGCAUAAACACAUAUUCACACGAAAAGCCAAUGAUGUAAUUACUAACCAAUUAUUGUGCCUUGGAGAUUCAUUAACCAAUAAUGAAGUAACACGUAUGUUAGGUGAGAAAUGAGAAACUAUAUAAACUUUGUGUGAUGUUCAAUAAAGUGCUGUUGAUUCUGGACAUUGUUUGCUGUU
Messenger RNA from Ahaetulla prasina, 3548 nucleotides. RefSeq names its product zinc finger protein 506-like. Bases 181 to 1962 code for a protein of 593 amino acids. NCBI's taxonomy places the organism in Eukaryota, Metazoa, Chordata, Lepidosauria, Squamata, Colubridae. The transcript has 5 exons. The record is from RefSeq and is a predicted model, not a curated record. Gene Ontology annotation, biological process: regulation of transcription by RNA polymerase II. Gene Ontology annotation, molecular function: RNA polymerase II cis-regulatory region sequence-specific DNA binding; DNA-binding transcription factor activity, RNA polymerase II-specific.